GUGUGGGAUCGGAGCAGUGGUGGCUCUGUGGGGUACCCUGAUGGUGGUUGUGGGGCCUCAGAAAGACUGGAUACGAUAUAACUUUGAGUCACCAGUCCACUUAGUACAAGAGAUGGACGGCACCAGAAUCAUCGGCAAUUACCAGCACGAGUUCCUCCACAAAGUACCGGAGGUGACAGAGCACAUAUUUAAGAUAGGAUCUAUGGAGCCGGGGGCAAUGUUGUAUGAAGCAUCUCGAGAAUUUCAUAAAGGAUCCCAGAAAGCAGAUGAGUACAUCCGUAUGAUCAAAGACAAGCUGGAAGUCGCUGUAAACCAGUGUAUAGAAGCCGCAGGGUUUGAGAUAGAAACUGACAAACAAAAAGCUUUACUACGGGCGGCAACAUUUGGGAAGUGUUUUCUCACCGACUACAGCCCCGAGACGUUUGUCAAUAUGUGUCAGAUGUUACGUGUCAUCAACCAAGUCCGCCAUCACAAGAUCGGAAUCCCCAUUACCUACACUCAAUUGGAGCAUCUCUCUAUGGCUGUAAUGAUUGAUAGGUUAGUUCUCAGGAAGAUGUUUCACCUCGCCAUCAAAAUAUGUCAGUAUCUCAAGAUCCCGGACCAGGAGGGAGCUAGUCGAAUUCUGGCUCAUUGGGCCUGUUACAAGGUAAAACAGAAGAAUGAAGAUGAUGAGACAAUAGCUCGAGCCAUCGCUCAGAAACUUGGUGAUACCCCUGGUGUGUCGUACUGUGAUAUCGCUAGUCAAGCUCUGGAAUGUGGCCGAACAGACUUGGCCAUUAGGUUGUUGGACUUUGAGCCCCGAGCAGCCCAACAGGUUCCCCUCCUUAUGAAGAUGAGCAAAGACCAGCUGGCUUUAUCUAAGGCCAUAGAGAGUGGGGACACUGACCUUGUUUACACAGUGCUUCUGAAGCUCAAGAAUGAUAUGAAAGAUGGAGAUUUCUUCAUGGCCAUCAGAAACAUGCCCAUAGCCUAUUCUCUCUUUAUACAGUAUUGUCGCCACCAAAAUCCACAGAUGAUGGAGGAUCUAUAUUAUCAGGAGGACAACUUCCUGGAGGAGGCCAACUGUAAGGUGGUCAAGAGUUUUGAUGAUGAAAGACUGGAUGACAGAUGUGAAACAUUAAAACAAGCCAUGAACUGCUACGCUAGAGCUAAGAACGAAUUUGCUGUCAAGCAAACAGAUGAGCAGAUGAAGUUACUGAGGUACCAGCGACGGAUGGAGGAGGAGUUUAACCGUCCUUAUAUGGACCUGUCUCUACACCAGACCAUAUAUAGACUUAUUGUGGAGAACAGUCACAAACCUGCUGAACAGCUACGCAAGGAAUUCAAGGUCCCAGAGAGGAGGUAAAGUUUAAAACAGCGUGUA
Pecten maximus is the source of this 1363-nucleotide messenger RNA. Its product is annotated as vacuolar protein sorting-associated protein 16 homolog. The record is from RefSeq and is a predicted model, not a curated record. The annotation marks the transcript as partial. Lineage: Eukaryota; Metazoa; Mollusca; Bivalvia; Pectinida; Pectinidae. Gene Ontology annotation, molecular function: actin binding. Gene Ontology annotation, biological process: endosomal transport; intracellular protein transport; vacuole fusion, non-autophagic. The transcript has 12 exons. Gene Ontology annotation, cellular component: endosome; cytoplasm; lysosomal membrane.